GGCAGGGCCGCGGUGCACCUGGCACUGGCAGCAGCAGCAGCAGCAGCAGCGCAGCUCGGCAGUGUGCUGGAGGUGGCCGAUAAGGGCACCGUGACGCCCUCAGCCUUGUGAAGGGGUUUGGCUGGCAUCAUGACCUUGUGAUAGUGACUGAUCUAAUGUGUGGUGAAGCAUAGUACUUGGCCUCACAUUAGGCCACACUGGAUUGUCAUGUCCUGUGCAUGACAAGUUACAUAAGGUUUAUAGACACCCAGAGAGUGACAGAAGUGCCAGGAUGGGGCCUGAGGGCUCAGCCUCCUUCCUGCACAUGGGGGACCAUGUCUCCCUGUAUGCUGAGGGAAGUGUGUCUGGAUUCAUCAGCACCCUAGGGUUGGUUGACGCUCGUUGUGUGGUGAGCCCGGACGCGGGGGAUCUCACCAACCCUCCCAAGAAGUUCAGAGACUGCCUGUUUUGCAUCUGUCCCAGCAAUCGCUACUCGGCCCAAAAGCAGUUCUGGAAGGCAGCAGCCAAACACAGCGACAACUCAACCACAGACCCAAGUCUCUUGCAGCGCCUUCAUCAUGCGGCAGAGACAGAGAAGAAGCAAAACGAGGCAGAGAGCAAGAAGCUGAUGGGCACUAUCAUCAACUACGGGAACACCAUACAGCUGCUACAUCUGAAGUCCAACAAGUACCUGACAGUGAACAAAAGAUUGCCAGCUCUUCUGGAAAAAAAUGCAAUGCGUGUGUAUCUCGAUGCCAACGGGAAUGAGGGCUCUUGGUUUUACAUUAAUCCGUACUAUAAGCUGCGUAAUCCUGGGGACCAUGUGGUGGUGGGUGAUAAGGUGAUCCUGAGUCCAGUGAAUGCUGGCCAGCAGCUGCAUGUGUCCAGCACUCAUGACCUCCGAGAUCAUCCAGGAUGCAAGGAGGUCAAUGUGCUGAACUCCAACACUUGCUGGAAGAUAUCCUUGUUUCUGGAGCACCGGGAAAACAUUGAAGGCAUUUUGAAGGGUGGAAAUGUGAUUCGGUUGUUUCAUGCAGAGCAAGAAAAGUUCUUAACCAUGGACGAUUACAAAAAGAAACAAAGCGUCUUCCUCCGAACCACUGGACGCACCACUGCUACUGCUGCGACUUCUAGCAAGGCACUCUGGGAGGUUGAGGUGGUGCAGCAUGACACGACGAGAGGAGGAGCUGGCCACUGGAAUUCUCUUUUCCGCUUUAAACAUUUGGCUACAGGGCAUUACCUGGCUGCUGAGGUGGAUGAUGACCCAACCCCUGACGCCACUCGGGAGAAACUCAGAGAUCCUAAUGGCCCUGUUUACCAGCUUGUCUCAAUACCACUCAGCAAUGACAUCGCAUCUAUAUUUGAAUUGGAGCCGACCACACAGAUACGCGGUGACUCCAUGGUGCCACAGUCUUCCUACGUGCGCCUCCGCCACCUCUGCACAUCCACUUGGGUUCACUCCACGUCGAUUCCCAUUGACAAAGAAGAGGACAAGCCUGUCAUGUCAAAGGUUGGUUGUGCCCCUAUCAAAGAGGACAAGGAAGCUUUCUCCUUGGUUCCAGUCCAUGCUAAGGAAGUCAGAGAUCUAGACUUUGCCAAUGAUGCAAGCGAGGUGUUGGCCAAGCACGCUAAGAACCUGGAGAAGGGCACCAUCACACAAACUGAGAGAAAGUCCCUGAUGCUGUUGUUGCUAGAUCUAGUGUACUUCACAGCUGAAAAAGAGCAUGAACAGAACAAAAAUGAGAACCUAGCCCUUGCACUGGAAAUAUCAAAUCCCAACCGAGACAGGCAGAAGCUUUUGCGAGAACAGAGCAUCCUAAAGCAGAUAUUCAAGAUCCUUCAGGCCCCCUUCACAGAGACUCAGGGAGGGGAUGGUCCUCUCCUCCGCAUAGAUGAACUUAAUGACCAACGUAACGCAGCGUACAAGACAAUAUUUCGCCUGUGUUACCGUCUGCUACGCCUGGCUCAGCAGAACUAUCGCAAAAACCAAGAGCACAUUGCACAGCACUUCGGGUUCAUGCAGAAGCAAAUUGGCAUUGAUAUUCUGGCAGAGGAGACCAUCACCGCUCUCCUCCACAAUAACCGCAAACUGUUGGAGAUCCACAUCACUGCCACAGAAAUAGAAACCUUUGUGGGCUUGGUUAGGAAAAACAUGCAUAAGUGGGACUGGAGAUUUCUGGACUACUUGAAGGUUUUGUGUAUCUCUAACAACCAAGCCAUCCCCCGUACUCAAGAGCUGAUCUGUAAGAGUGUGUUCAGUGAGAAGAACAAAGACAUCCUUAUAGAGACCAGGUUGGUAGAGGAGGAGGUGGAAGUGGAGGAGGAUGUUGACGGCAGUUGCUCCAUGUUGUCCAUCGAGCAUGAAGAGGAGGUGGUGCUGACCUGGAAUAAUGGACUUUGCUCCAAGUCCAUCGUCGACCUCGCAACACGUGCCGAAAACCAGAACGAUGCUGAGGGAUGCGAGGAUCGGCUCAUCCUGGAAUAUUACCGCCACAUGCUGGAUCUCUUCUCCAACAUGUGUCUUGACCGCCAGUACCUCGCCAUCAAGCCCCUCUCGCCACUCCUCAAGAUCAACCUUAUGCUUAAAUGCAUGGAGGAAGAGUUACUCAGCUACGACCUGCGCGCCGCCUUCUGCCGCUUGAUGCUACACAUGCACGUGGAUUGUGAACCUCAGGAGAUGGUCACCCCCGUCAAGUAUGCUCGCCUGUGGUCUGAAAUACAACCUCACAUGUCGAUCUCGGACUAUGAUAAACAUGCAGCUAUGCACAGUGCAGAGGCAGCCGAGACCACCUUCAAAGACGUUAUUAUGUUUGUGGAGGAAUACCUGUGCAAUGUUGUGGACAAGAUGUGGAGCUUUGCCGACUGUGAGCAGAAUAAGCUAACCUUCGAGGUGGUGAAGUUGGCCCGAUAUCUCAUCUACUUCGGGUUCUACAGUUUUAGCGACCUGCUGCGUCUGACCAAAACUCUCCUCUCCAUACUGGACUACUCCUUCGACUCGGACACUAAGUACUUUCCGAGCAACCUCCCACAAGCAGUCAUGAGAAAGGAUGCUAGUAAGGAAGAAGUUAAGCCUGAUCAGAUAAGUAUGUCCUUGGCCUCGGAUCCCUUCUCAGAACAGAGUGCUUUAGCUAGUGACGCUGAGCACCCUCCCCUGACCCCAAAUAUUGAGGUGACAAGCUGUGAUAGUGGUGUUAGUGCUGGCAAAGGGGAUAGUACAAAAGGGACAAGCACAGAAAAAACAGAAUGUGAUCAGAGGAUCACUGAUAAGGGAAUGGAAACCCCUGUGGUGCGAUCAAGGUCCCCUAGCCCUAAGCCAUCAAAGAGGUCCCCUAAGAAGGGGGCAUCGGAUUCAGCAGAAGGGACCACUCGGUGUUUGGUACCACUGGGGCCACGUGCCAGCCCCAAGAAGAAGGCCAGCAACACGGAGAAGGAAGACACCCUCGUCAUGGACACAAAGCUCAAGAUUAUUGAAAUCCUGGAGUUCAUCCUCAAUGUGCGUUUGGACUACCGCAUCAGCUGCCUCCUCUCCAUAUUUAAAAAGGAAUCAGAUGAGAAUCCAAGUUGUCUCACUGGUGACGGCAUCACCCAGGGCCUCAAGAACAAGAACUUGGAAAACAUUUGGUCACAGGCACAGAGCAUUUUUGAUGAAACCUGCCUCCUUGCUGGGGGCGAAAAAUACUGGAAUGCCAGGGAAGAGAACUCAAAUUUGGAUCUGGAUGGUGAGAGUGGCAAGAAGUUUUUGCGAGUGCUGCUUCACCUCACCAUGCAUGAGUAUCCUCCCCUGGUCUCCCGUUCCCUCCAGCUCCUCUUCCGACACUUCUCACAACGGCAAGAAGUUUUACAGAACUUCAAACAGGUUCAGCUGCUUGUACAAGACGGUGAUGUUGAGUCCUACAAGCAAAUCAAGGGUGACUUGGAUGACCUUAGGAACCUUGUGGAGAAGUCUGAGCUGUGGGUAUACAAGUCCCGCAGCACGGACGAGGAGUCCACUGGCGGCACCUCAAAAAAGAAAAAGAAAAAGAAGGAUGAUGAUGAUGAUGAUGAUGGUGAGUCGAAGGCAAAAAAACAUCCACUCAAACUAUCGGCUCAGGAUAAGCAGGAAUCUGCCAUUGAUCUUGGGCUUGGACCCCCAUUAGAACCAGAGCAAGCUGACAACUACAAGCGCAUCCAGCAGAUUCUACUGCGCAUGAACAAGCUGUGUGUGACCCAAUCCAGUCACGGCAACCUUACGCCUCGGAGGAAUGAGCAGCGUCUCCUCCGUAACAUGGGCAUACACUCGGUGGUCCUUGAAUUGCUCCAGAUCCCUUAUGACCACAAAGAGGACAAAAGAAUGAAUGAGCUAAUUGAACUGGCUCACCAAUUUCUUCAAAACUUCUGCCUGGGUGACCGUCCCAAUCAAGCUCUUCUUUACAAAAGCAUCGACCUUUUCCUCAACCCUGGUUUACUGGAGGCCAAGACCAUAUGUGCAGUGUUCAAGGACAACUCCCAUCUCUGUGGAGAAGUGUCAGAGCGGGUGAUACAGCACUUUAUUCAUUGCAUUGAAACUCAUGGUCGCCACGUUCAGUACCUCAAAUUUCUGCAAACAGUGGUAAAGGCGGAGGGACAGUUUCUCCGCCGCAGCCAGGAUAUGGUCAUGCAAGAGUUGGUCAGUGCUGGGGAAGAUGUGCUGGUUUUCUACAAUGAGCGAGCAUCCUUCCACACAUUUGUAGAGAUGAUGAAGGCUGACCGCAACAGAAUGGACUUUGAUGAGAGCAGUGCCCUCAGGUACCACAUUGAGCUAGUUAACCUCCUGGCUGAGCUGACGGAAGGCAAGAACGUGUACACAGAGAUAAAAUGCCACAGUCUCAUUACCCUUGACGACAUAGUGUCCGUGGUGACACACCCCGAGUGUAUCAUCGAGGUCAAGGAGGCUUACAUCAAUUUCCUGAACCACUGCUACAUUGACACGGAGGUGGAGAUGAAGGAGAUCUACAACUCUCAUCACAUCUGGAGCCUCUUUGAGAAAUCUUUCCUCGUGGACAUGGCUCGUGUUGCUACUGCACCUCCAGACCGACGUCAUGCUGAUAAGGCUCUUGAAAGUUACGUGAUCAACUCCCUCAUGACCAUCAUCACCACAUUCUUCAACAGCCCUUUUUCAGACCAGAGUCAGACUAUCCAGAAAUACCUGGAUGAGGCCCGCGACUUCUGGGGACAACCUUAUUCUCAGCAGUACAGUGCAGAAACCAGGCAGCCAGUCUUUGUCCAGCUGCUCCAUGCGGUGUACAGAGUGAGUCAGGCUGUUAUGGGGCAUCAGAGGGUCAACGUGGAGAACUGCAUCAGAACUCUAACAGAAGUGGCCCGCAAACACAACAUCUCCAUCCCAGUGGAUUUGGAGGCGCAAGUAGCGAGCAUGUCCCAGCGCACCACCAACAUCAUGACCCGCACUGCUUCAAAAUGGAGCACCCGCGCCACUCGACGAGACGCUUCUUCCACUUCGCCGGACAGUGACUAUAUGUACGAGGACGAAUUUGAUCAGCUGUCAGGGAGGAUGGAUCACCUAGUGAUUGAGCAAGAUUUCAACUCAGUAGUGUCUGUGCUGGAGUCAGAGCUGCAGCCCCUGGUGGCUGCAGAGCUGUCUGUGUUGGUGGACAUACUCUACCAGCCACAUCAUCUCUUCCCACCAGACAGUGACGCCAGCAUCAAGUGCAAGAAUGGGGGUUUCAUCUCCAGGCUCAUCCGUCACUGUGAAAAACUUUUAGAAGAAAAAGAUGAAAAGCUGUGCAUUCAAGUACUCAAGACUCUCAAAGACAUGAUCACUGAUUCUGAGUAUGGAGAGAAGGGAGAUGCUCUGAGGAAUUUGUUGCUGGCAAGAUAUUUUGACCAGUACCCUUGGUCCAAGAAGGAAGCAGCAGAACUAAGAGCCAAACAGCCUUCUAAUGCUGGCCCAGGAGAUGUGGUUCUGCGAAGGUCUGGAAAGUCUUUAUCAGAGGUCCAGUGUGACUUGGCCAAGAAGGGAGCUGCAGUAUUAGUGGUUGACCUGGUGAUGAAAAGCCAGAAUCGCCACCGCAUCUUUGUGGAGGCAGUGGAGUUGGGGAUUGCUCUACUGGAAGGUGGAAACAGAGAGAUCCAAGACAUGUUGUAUGACAAGCUGAGAGGCAGUGACAAGUGCCAGAACUUCUUCAAGGUUUUUGACAACAAGAUGGAGGAAGCACAACAGGAGAUACGAAACACUGUCACUGUCAACACCUCAGACCUCAGCACCAAGAACAAUGACGAGAAGGACGGAGUCAAAGAGGGAGAGAAAUUCAACAGGAAACGAGGUCACAAGCCUAAUGGCCUGGUGAUGAAUGACCAGAUUCGUGAAGAGCUGUCAGAGGCAGCACACAUGACUUCUCAGGCAUACUCCAACAUCCGUGCUGGCAACACAGGAGAUGAUAGCAAUUCCUGCUUGGGCCUGAACACUUUAGAAGAAGCAGGAGACAGUUCAGGGGGUCGGGGAAGCAAAGACUCCUCUCCUGAAAACCCAGACCUCUCACCAAAGAUCAAAGUGAUGGAGCCUGUUUUGCGGUUCCUGCAGCUGCUGUGUGAAAAUCAUAAUCUUUUCCUUCAGAACUUCCUAAGGAAUCAAAAGACCAAAACCAACUACAACCUGGUGAGCAAGACCCUCUUGUUCCUGGACUGUAUCUGUGGCUCCACCACUGGAGGACUUGGGCUGCUGGGACUCUACAUCAAUGAACGCAAUGUCUCCCUCAUUAACCAGACACUUGAGACUCUUACAGAGUACUGUCAGGGCCCGUGUCACGAGAACCAGAACUGCAUAGCUACUCAUGAGAGCAAUGGUCUGCACAUCAUCACUGCUCUCAUUCUGAGCGACAUCAACCCUUUGGCCAAAACCCGGAUGGACCUGGUUCUGGAGCUGAAAAACAAUGCUUCUAAGCUGCUGCUGGCCAUCAUGGAAUCCAGGGCAGAUUCAGAAAAUGCUGAAAGGAUCCUCCAAAGCAUGCACAUAGACCAGCUGCUGGAUGUGGUGAGCACCCUCUACCACCAGGAAAGUGUUGAUGAUGAUGAAUUCUUUGAAGAAGGAGCCUCUGAGAGCGAUGAUGGUGUCUCUCCAAAAGAGGUGGGACACAACAUCUACAUUCUGUGUCAUCAGCUGGCCAAACACCACAAGGGCCUGGAGGAACAGCUCACCAAGAGUGCAAAUGAAAAAUUAAGCAAUGCACUCACUCACUACAGAAAAAACACAGCUCAGAUUGAGAUUGUACGGCAUGACCGCACUAUGGAGCAGAUUGUGUUCCCCAUCCCUGAAAUCUGUAAUUACUUGACCCGUGAAACCAAACAGCGAGUCUACAAUACUGCUGAGAGGGAUGAGCAAGGAACGAAGGUCACCGAUUUCUUUGAAAAGUGCAAUGACAUGUUCAUAGAAAUGCAGUGGCAGAAGAAACUCAAAGGCCAGGCAGUACUCUCCACCAUUAGCAAUUAUAUGUCCCUCUGGAGCCGGUUGCUCUUCCUCCUUGCUCUCAUGAACAACCUAAUUGUGGCCUUUUUCUACCCUUACACCAACCACCUACCAAGUAUAAACAGUCAUCUCAACGGCCUCCUCUGGGUAGCUCUUAUCAUCAUGCUGGCAAUUGUUGUAAGCUUUCAAAAGAAGAUAUUAAUGUACCUCCUGGGUUGUGUCUCCAUAAUGCGCCUCAUCUUCUCAGUUGGGCCGGAGCCAACCCUCUGGCUCCUUGGUAGCGCAAAUGUGCUGUUGAAGGGGAUUCAUCUCGUCAGUCUCAUGGGCAAUAAAGGAACUUUUGCCAAGCGGUUAGACCAGCAGGUGACCGAUGGAGAGUUGCUGUACCACAUCAUAUACUUGGUGUUCUGUGUCCUCGGACUGUCAGUUCACCCCUUCUGCUACUCUGUUCUAUUGUUUGAUGUGGUGUAUCGGGAAGAGACGCUCCUCAAUGUGAUUCGCUCUGUGACGCGGAAUGGUUGGUCCAUCGUCCUGACGGCAGCGCUGGCUCUGAUCCUGGUGUAUCUGUUCUCCAUCAUUGGCUACAUGUUCUUCAAGAAUGACUUUGUUGUUGAUGUAUCAGACAAUGAAGUUGACUGGGACCUUGUAAAGCGGCACAUAACUGAACGCGUGGAGCACUACGCGCACGUGAGCACACGUGGGGUGGAGUCACAUGGAGUACGAACAGCCAAGGAGGAGGCCUGUGAGAUAGGAAAGGAUUGCUCUGAGGAAGAUGACUCUGCUGUUCUCUGCAAUGUGGUGGACAGCAUCACAAAAGAAGUGAUGAAGGAAGUGGAGGAUACCAAGGAGGAGGCUUGUUCCACUCUCCUUAUGUGCAUUGUUACUACACUGAACCACGGCCUGCGCAGUGGUGGAGGCAUUGGAGAAAAACUGCGACCCCCAUCCAUACAGGAGAACCUGUUUGCUGCAAGAGUCAUCUAUGACUUGCUGUUCUUCUUCGUGGUUAUCAUCAUAGUCCUGAACCUUAUUUUUGGUGUCAUCAUCGACACCUUUGCUGACCUCAGGAGCGAGAAACAAAACUCUGAGGAAAUACUUAAAAACUCUUGUUUUAUCUGUGGUCUGACAAGGGCCAGUUUUGACAAUAAGGCUGUGAACUUUGAAGAACACAUUACACAUGAGCACAACAUGUGGCAUUACCUGUAUUUUUAUGUGCAAGUCAAUGUCAAGGAUCCUACUGAGUUCACUGGUCCAGAGAGCUAUGUGUACACACUAGUCAAGGAAAAAGAUUUAAACUGGUUUCCAAGAAUGCGAGCUAUGUCCUUAAGCAUUGGGGAAACAGAAGGAGAGAUGAAUGAAGUGAGGCUGCUCAACACAAAACUGGACCGGACUCAGAAAUUGGUGGACAGUCUUGUGGAGCAGCUGUCAGAGCUCAAAGAGGAAAUGACAAAGCAGCAGAAAUACCGCAAUCGCCGUGGCUUACUGGGGCCAGCGAGUACCUACAACCCCCACCAGUAUCCCCAGGGAGGAGCCAUGGACCUGAUCACCCAGUAUCCGUAAUCAUCUUGUUCAUUCUCACCAGUGAUGUCACAUACUCAAAUACUCCGUUUAUAUUAACAUUCUCUCUCUCUCUCUCUCUAACACACACACACACCAAUAAAGUAACAUCAUUACACUUUACAUUAUCAACUUAUCAGUAUAAAGUGUUUCCAUUUUUUUACUCAACUUGUACACACAUGUACUUGAUAUGUGGUCUUCCAGUUCCAAUACACCAUAAACUUAAAAUUAAUGACAUCAUCAAAACUAUAAUCCCUUAUUACCCAAGUGCUCAAACUGCUGAAAUGAAUUUGAAGUGGAGAACUUUACAUAGUGAUGCUCAUACUUGAAGCAUGCAUAUAAAUUAAUAAUGCUUAAAAGGUUUUUCUGAUUUCAGCAAAAUAUGAUACAAAACACAAUACUAUUCAUGCAGUUGCAUUUAUGUAGUUAUGAAUGUAUGAUGACUAAAAUUAUGUUUUUAUAGAUGUAUUUUGCCAUACACCUUAUGGAAUACAAAUGUACAUAAGUUUAUUCAUAUUUAUUAGUAUAAAUUUUGCUUGGAAACCCUCCAAAUCCAAUUUAAAUACAGAUUUCUUUGAGUAAUUAGCAAUAUAAAUAUUGAUAGCUGGUUUGCUUUCCCAACUACUGAUGUGAUAAUUCAGCAAGAAAUUCAAAUAUGAAGCAAAACCUUCUGUGUGCAGCCCUGAAAUGAAAUGAAAAUACUACCUAGAGUCCUGUUAAUGUUUACAUUGGGUGGUUUUAUUUGUGAAUUCAUUAAUGUUUAUUUAUUUAUAUCAACAGAUUGUGUGAUGUUCAUUUAUGUUGUAGUAAAGUGACAAGUAGCUAGGGUAAUGAAGAAUGCUUGUUAUACUACUACAAAUAGAGUAAUGCCUUUAGAAAAAUUAUCUAUUAUAUAUAUGUGAUAUAUAUAUUAUAUAUAUCACAUGUAUGAGCUUGGUGUUUCUGAAUAACACACCAGUUGUUCAUAACAUCAAAUACAGCCAGCAGGAUCAAUAAGAUGGAACAGUCACAGCCAAGAGAUGAGUAUAUAGCAAGGUUCAAGUGGUCUGGAUCAUCACAAAAUCUAGUUCUUUAAGGAUUAACUCUCAAUAUCUCAAACAAUACCCUAUGCUGCUGAGUGUGAUCUUGAUACAUGAUCAUGCACAGCAUACUUCAGCUGCUAACUGAUACUUCCUUGACCAUACAAGAUAUGAAAUUGUCUUGAUUGAAACUUUUGACAAGGGGCAAGAAACUAAAAGUUCAGGUAAUAUAUAUGUAUAUAUAUAAAAAAAAAAAGGCUUUCAAACUGAGUGUAUCUACCAGCUUGAGUAUGGGGCCUUUGAAAAACUGAGAUAUGACGUUGAGAAAUUCAUGUAGCUACUCUAGAAUGAAGUGACUGGUCACCUACCUAGCCAUUAUCUUGCCACAAUAUUAUGAAAUAUAAAUUGUGAAAAAGUAUAAUUAAACUUUAGGUGUCUUGCUUUACUUGAAUUUUAUCAAGAUGCUUCUGAAUCAUCAUAAUUUUUCAUUUUGUUUCCACAGUUUUGGUCUCAUACAAUCACCCAUGCAUGUGAUGAUCAGUUGAUCUCAAUGUCUCGGAAGCAUUUACCAGAUACGCUUACUAGCACAUUUAUUUGUGAUUUUACUAUUGACAUACAUCUUGAAUUUAAUAAUAAAAGAUAGAUGAUUCUUUUUUUUUUUUUACUAAAAGCUGCUGUGAAAUUAUUAGAUUGAUAUGGCAAAAAAUUACAGUCGUACCAUAACAUAAGCUGGGGUUAGGUAACUUACACCUAUGGGUUUGAAAAUCCACAGAUAUUUGCUGCCCCCCUUCAAAUAUCUUUUCUUCUCUUUAUGCGCUGGUCAAAGCAUCAGUAGACUUUUCUUGCGGGAUCUAGUUGUCAGCCCCAGCUUGUUAAUGGCAUGGGCAACUUUUGAAUUCGUGACUUUGCGUGGGCAAAUGGGGUGCAAGUCCCACAGUAAUCACAAGGUGUGUGGGGUGGGGUGCGGUGAGACGCGAGAGGUUUGAGUGGCCACUAAAAUGUUCAAGAAAACCCAUAGGUAUCCAAAUCUUUAACUUGUUAAUAUCCACAGGCUACCUCGCGUAUAUUUAAAACCAUAAAUGUUAAAUCCAUGGAGGUUAAGGUACGACUGUAUAGCUGUGAAGCACAUGACUCCCGCAAAGAAGGAAACAUGUUAGUUGUUGACAGACACCAGCCAGGUGUGUACAGAAUGUUUAUAGUGUCUAGCAGUAAUAAAUGAGGUAUAAAAAUAUUUUAUAAAGCCAGAGACAAAAGUGAUAGUAUGUUUUUAAAAGAUCAAGUAUAAUAUAUAUCAGAGCAACAUAGGUCAAGUUUUAAACUCAGUGAAUUCUAAGAUACUUAGAAAAGUCAUGUAAAUUGUUUAUUUUGUACUUUAUUGAUUUAUCAACUAGACUUCUGUUUAGGCUGUAAUCUCUUCAACUUUAGAUGAAAUAUUAACCCCUAAAAUUAGUAUCCAUGCAAUAGUCAAGUGCUUAAAUGUGUGUGUGUGUGUGUGUGUGUGCGCACAGUAAACCCUCCAUAAAUCGGACUAAACAGGGGAGAGACCUUAUCUUAAAUAGCCGAAAAUACGAAAUCCGAGUUUUAAAAUAAGUUAUCCGAACAAGGCUGUUCAGGAGUUGACCAGUGAUUCUGGUCAUCUUUGCAUAAAAGAUUAAGACACCACAGGGAUGCUUUAGUAAAGCAGGGCCAUGUAAAUAUAAAUUUAUACCCUGUAGAGUUCUGUCUUAUGUCACAGGGCGGCAAGGGCGGUUGUAAACAAAGCACGGAACAGAAAAGUAUGGGGCUCAUCAAGCACGUCAGGAAAGCUUGUGUUGGAGUUGCAUCUAGUGUACAGAAAUCUAAGCAAUUGUUCAAUUUGAAAAUAAAUAUAACAAUUCCCUGUGUGUGUGUAUAGGAUCAUAAAACAAAAUCAACUGAUGAGUGACUGCAUUCCUCUUGCACUAUGUCAAUGAGGGCUCAGGAGGGACAUGAAAGAAAGGCAGCCUUUGUUUUGAGAUGACGUGGUCCGGACUUGCGCCAAAUCCCAGGGUAUAGACCAGAUCUUCGACUAAUAUACAACAUCCAUCCAACCACUGUCUGGAUAUGUGCUGUAUAUCAUACAUUUUGGUUCAUUUAUGGAUAUGUGUCUGGAGUCCUGAAAGGGUCUGAUUUAUAGAGUUUACUGUAUGUAUAUAUGUGUGAAACUUUAAAUGUAAAUUAGAUUAAAUUUUAUCAUAAUUAAAAAAAAAUGUAUGUAUUUGCUGUUUUAACCUGCUGCACCAUAUGAUUUUCAACUUUUAGCAAUACUAAUUACUAAAAAUAAUUUUUUCCUCAACACAACUCACAUCAUUCAUCAGCAUGCCACCCCUUUCUCUCUACGUUAUGUCUUAGUAGCCAAAUCUGUAUGCUGGAGCACCAUCAUUGAUGUAUGCCAUUAUUCCUUGAUACCUUUUAGUAAAACUAAUCUCAGAUGAAUCUAUUUUUUGUUCGACAUCGUGAUUAAAAAGUAUACAAAUUUUAACCUAUAUUCAUGAUUUACAGUUCACAUCAUAAAUACAGGCUGGAUCCCCAAUCUGCUAUACAUUAAUGACAAAACACAAUACCCACCAGUUCUUUAGGGUAUUAAGCACUAAUGCAUUAUCAGCCAUUAAGUAAAGUCAAGUUCUGCAGCUUGCAGCCAUCACACAUCUUCAGUGCUAGGGCUAGGCAGGUACUGUUCAUUUCAAUGCCGUGAGUUCUAGCAAGGCAGUAGUACUGGUAGCAGCGAUGCCAGUACAGGUACUGUGGAGUUGGAAGCAAAAGCAUGCAGCACAGCAAGGUAUAUCUCGGUACUAACAACUGCCAGCAGUUGGUGUCAAUACCAACACAGGAGUGAGUGAGGCCUGUGCCAUGUUGGCUUUGACAAUCUCCGUACCAGCUAGGUCUACCAGAAUGGCUGUGGUACAGGCCCCAAAAGGGGUUUCAUCAACAAGUAUCUCACUAACAUUGUACGCAAGCAGCACGAAGCAACUGUAGUGGUUAGGGGCCAAUUGUUAGCUCUUUCUUGAUAACUGUCAUAAUCUUGGGGGAAGUCUUCUUUGACUCACCAAAACAUGGCUUGACUAUGGGCAUAAUGCCAAUGUCAUCUUUGAAGUGCCUCACCCAUUUCCACACAUAAUGCUCACAAACACCAACUUGCUCAACAAUUUCCUUCAUCUGGUGCCCAGUCUCAUGCAGUACAAUAUUCCAUGCUAUUAUUUCAGAUGUCAAAGUCUUGCCUAGCCUUGUGCAAGCCAGUGCUACCGUUUCAGUUGUCAAAGACUUUUUUUCUAAUAAUAGCUGUGGUACAGGCCCCAAAGCUAGAGCAACUUCUGAUUGAAGAGAGAUGACACUGACCAGCAAGACACAUCCACACAUCAAGCAAGCUACAAUAGCACUGAGGGUGUGUGAUGGGUGUGAGCUGGAGGGCAUGAUGCCACUAAUUGCUAAUGGCUGGCUUAGUGCAUUGAUGUAAAAGAAGAAAAGAAGUGGUGCAGAACUGUUUUUUGUCAUAGAUGUAUGCCAGGCUGGGUGCCCUGCAUAUAACUGUAUAUGAUGGAAUAAAAGUCAGUGUUUUCAUUCACACCAUUGUGUCCUUAUAUAAAGAAACACCUUUUCUCAAGGUGCCAUUUGCAUCAAUGGUAGGCACACCCUCUAUGCAUAUUCAAUCCCUCACAUACCAACUCUCUUUAACACUCAUCCACUCUAUUGAUCCAUUCCAUUAGUAUCCCUCUGAUAUUCCCCUCCUCAAUCCUGCCCUCAUACACUUUUCAAAGUCAAUCAUUCAUUCUAAUCAUGUGGCCAAACCAUCUCAGAGAGUAAUGUUUCACCUUCACAACCACUACUACCUUUGCUGUUACAAAAAUGAAGAUCAAAGAAUCCCCUCAAGCUAGGUAGCUAAGACCAUAUAACUCUGCUUUGGUUAAUAAAGAGUGCUGCCUUUCACUAAAAAGCUGCAGUAAGGUGGGCUUGACCUCACAACCUCUCAGUUGCAAGCUAAACACCAAAACCACUGAGCCACCCAGCUUCUAAAUCCAUUCCAAAAUAUUUUCACCACUUUCUCCAUCCCAUCUUGACACAUCAUGUACUUCUUACAUAGCUCAUUUCAACUGGGCAUAUUUGUGACUGUUGCACUACAUUCCACGUUCAUGUAUCUGAUUUAGUAUGAUGGAAAAUUACUGAAUUCAAAUAUGUAUGUAUAAUUUUAUAUAAAUAUGGGAUGACAGCAAACACUUCCACAUUGCAUAAAUAUCCACACAAAAAACAGGAUGAAUUUAUUCAUAACCCGUGUGACUCCAUCCGCAGGUAUUUGACGAAGGUAUGCCGUUAAUUAGGAGUUAAAAGAGGAUAUUAAUAAAGUUUUUACAAUUAAUUUCUGCCAUGGUGGUGGUGGUGGUAGGGAGGAGGGGGGAAUGGGAGUCUAUGGCAUAUUUAGGUGAUUAUAUGAUUAAUAAUAUUAUAUGUAUUAAUAUUAUGGGUACGAUAUUAUGAGACUGCUAUUAUCAUUAUCACCCCCCCCUCUCUCUUUCUCUCUCUUCUAACAUAUCUCUAUCUCAGUAAUGCAAUUUCUUAAACCUUUCUUUACAUCCAUGUUCACACUUCUUCCUUUCAUAACUCUUCAGUCCCCCUGCUACCUGUCUGCCCUUCACUGCUCUCACCCUUACCUCUCCUCUGUGCUCCCAUAUUUAUAUAGAAUUAUACAUACAUAUUUGAAUUCAGUAAUUUUCUCCAUCUCUGCCCUAACUCAGUAUUGCUUCCUUCAGUUACCCUAAUCACUGACCUCUAACAGAUCUCAAACACUUGCUUUUCACAGUAAUUCCUGAACCUUCCUUCUGUAAAUCUGCAUGUAAUCACAGUCACACAAUCUCUCACUUGCCAGUUCCUUCCUCUUUCCUUUUUCCUAUUUCCUUUCACUUCCCAUUAAUCUCUUAUCAACAUUUCUGCUACUACUGCAUUGUGGUUAGAACAAUUUAACAUUCCUCUCACAAUUUCAGCACCCAUUGCAUUCUGUUCACUCUUUAAUCUGCAGUUAUACAUAUUCUAUAAUCUAUCAAAGCUCCUCAAUAUUAAUUUUAUACAAGAAUCAUACAUUGAUCUUAUCCAUUUUUUGAUUCUUAAUUGUUAUUCUUGAAUUUUUGUAGGAUAAAAUGUUUCAUAUAUUCAUAACUGAUUUAGGGUGAAAGUCAGUUAAUCCAAAUUCCACUUGCCCCAAAAUAUCUUUAGUCUAAAUUUUGAAGACAGAAAAUUAUAAUCUGAAAAAUCCAACAACCCAAAUUCUUAACUGCAAGAAAUCAUUCCAUGAAAAUAAUUACAAUUGUCUGAAUACUGGAAUGCAGAUUCUGCUGUGUUUUAACUCAACCUAAAAUGCCACCCAAACCCAGAAGACCUGGUGAAAGGGUGCAAAGAAAAAAAGUAAGAAAACAUAACUGUUAUCUGGGAUUAUGCAUAAUAUAUUAUAAUCUACUGGCUCAACAAAGCAAUUAAACUGUCUAAAUUGAAAAUUUUGUGCAUUUAUAGUAUAGUAGAUAAACAAAUAGCAUAUAUUGAUGUUUGACAGUAUUACUCUAUAUACACAUUUAUAAGGCAUUUAUAAGGAUUUGCAGCAUUCAGUGGUCUAAAAACUAACUGAACAGAUGUUGGAUAACAACUAUUUGGUUUAAAGAACUUUUACUGUAAUAACUAAUGCAAUUUCAUUUUGCAGCAAAAUGAAAUUUCUAAAGCUUCCCUUGUCCCUAGCUGUACUAAAUCUACCUUUUAAUCUACAAGUUAAUUUGAAUUCUAUAAGAUAGUGUCACAAUAGACAUUUGAAGAUGUUUACCCAAGAAUGCACGCAGUCAAGAUUGCCGUAUUAGUAUGGAUGCCCCAUUUCUAAGGUUACUUCAAAAUUUAUUAUGGAAAAUAGUUAUCUUUUUAUCGUUUCCUUCACUACUUUAAACGUGUAAUAUAACAAGUUCUGGUUUGUCUGCAGAAAAUGCUCAAUUUUUCGCAUAUGUAUAAAUCGUAAAGUUGCAUUUUCUUGUAAAGUAUUCCAUAUAUUUUGACCAAGAAUGGUAUUACUUAAGUAGCUUUAAAAUACAGUAUAUAUAUGUAAAACUGUCAUAGAGAAAUUAUUUUUUGUUCAGGGAAAAAGUAAAUUGUUCUGCAAAAAGUCUGUCAUAAUAUUACUUUAGCUUGACUGUGAUAAUACAGUGUAAGAAGGGAUAAAGUGAAACUGGGUAACCGUAAGUGACAUAAUUUGAUUGCACAUUCAGUUUGAAAUAUAUGAGUGAAGGGAGAUUCUCACAUCUUUGUCAAAUUUUGCAUCAAAUGCAUUAGAAUGUAAAACAAGAAGAUUUUUUUUUCAGGAACAACCUCAAAUUCAAAACUUACUACAAUUUAUGAGAAGGUUGCAAAUGUCCUCUAUUGUAUUUUUUCUUCAAAUAUCUGCAGUUUCACCUCUAAGUAGCAUAUUCUUUGUAUACUUUAUGAAUCAAUGAGGUGGCAAAUUGCAUCUCUUGUCCUGAACACUAAAGACAUGAUAUAGUUCUCACUUAACAUUCUUGCAGACUGGAAAAUAACAUUUAGUAAAUUUGAACUACACAUUACCUAUCUACCCAUACACACACAUGUAUGUAUGUAAGUAUGUAAGUGUGUGUGUGUGUGUGUGUGUGUGUGUGUGUGUGUGUGUGUGUGUGUGUGUGUGUGUUAGACCUGUUUUUUGGACCUAGUUCUUGCCAAAACACUAGAUCUCUGGAAUUAAUUUUAAGAAAGAACGUUCAGAGUUUUCUGUGAAAAUUUGAGGCCCAAUUAGUGAAAUAUAUGUCAACCAAGAUUUGUAAUAAUGCUCAUCAUAACCACCAUGGAUGUUUGCCAACUUCAAUUUUAAAUUUUAACAUGCCACACUUUAAAGAUUUGAGAAGUAGGAAUUUGAGUAUAUUCAUGGUUUGAUAAGAAAAAUAUAGCUAGUUCAUAUAAAGAAUGUAGCACACCUGUGGCAUUGGAGGUGACCAUAUAUUUUUACACUAUUCAAAAUAAACACUUUUGACAUUGUUUAAUAUAUAUGUUUUUUAAAUUAUACCCUAGGAAACAUUUGUUCAUGUGUUCAGCAAUGUUUGUAGCAACUUUUGGUGAUGUAUAAGUUAAAUCUUAGGUAAGUAAUGUGUGGAGAUUAUUUAAAUACCUAUAUUUUGAAUGUUAUUGUUAUUGUUAUACUAGUAUAUUUCCCCUGUCAAACAUUGAAAGUGGUGUUAGCUCUUUGGCCAGUAGGGCAUUAUGUGAUGUCAGAAAAUUCAGAGUAUUUGUAAUUUUCUUCAGUCUCCCUUUCAUGCACUGAGGAAAAUAUAAAAAGUUUGAAUUC
This is a messenger RNA of Eriocheir sinensis (Chinese mitten crab), 17323 nucleotides long. RefSeq names its product inositol 1,4,5-trisphosphate receptor type 1-like (gene Itpr). Gene Ontology annotation, biological process: calcium ion transmembrane transport. Gene Ontology annotation, cellular component: endoplasmic reticulum; membrane. The record is from RefSeq and is a predicted model, not a curated record. The transcript is spliced from 59 exons. Bases 272 to 8974 code for a protein of 2900 amino acids. Lineage: Eukaryota; Metazoa; Arthropoda; Malacostraca; Decapoda; Varunidae. Gene Ontology annotation, molecular function: inositol 1,4,5 trisphosphate binding; inositol 1,4,5-trisphosphate-gated calcium channel activity.